This is a messenger RNA of Pomacea canaliculata, 2084 nucleotides long. Its product is annotated as globin-like. Gene Ontology annotation, cellular component: hemoglobin complex; extracellular region. NCBI's taxonomy places the organism in Eukaryota, Metazoa, Mollusca, Gastropoda, Architaenioglossa, Ampullariidae. The coding region runs from base 301 to 864 and encodes 187 amino acids. The record is from RefSeq and is a predicted model, not a curated record. Gene Ontology annotation, molecular function: oxygen binding; heme binding. Gene Ontology annotation, biological process: oxygen transport. The transcript is spliced from 6 exons.
CACAUGUUGCAAUAAACAGCUUUGCGGGGCUUGCAAGCCUUGCACAAGGCUUUAUGAAGUUUGCGCAAGGUUCAAGGGCCUUGAAGCAAGCAGACGACCGCGUGCGCGGUGCGUGUCGGUCCAUCUGCUCGCCCCACGAGCCCGCAGCCCGCUCUGUGACGUCGCGACUCGUCGUUCGCAGGAGCUCGCACACUCAGCAGCAGACAAGUUUUUUUGGCGCGAAGACGAACCUACAAACAGGCAGAGAUUGCAAGACUGGAAUCACCCUCGUCCAGGAGAGGUCUGAUUCAAAAAGGAACCAUGAACUGUGUGGACAUCAAUGGAGUGUCACAUUUGGACAGCAUGGAAACCGCCACAGACGACAACGCAGGGCGUGACCCGGUCACAGGUCUAAGGUCGUGUGAUCGGAGUGCCAUUCGUGACAGCUGGGUCAUCGUCAGUGAAGACAAAAUAGGCAACGGACUCCGACUGAUGCUCAAAUUUUUCGAGGAUUAUCCGGACAACCAGAACUUCUUCCCAGACUUCCGGGGCAGGGCACUGGAGGAGCUGCGCGAAUGCCCCAGCCUGCAGCAGCAUGGGCUUCGUGUCAUGGGCGCUUUGACCAGCAUCGUGGACAGCAUCGACGACGCGGGCGUGCUGGUCGGCGUGCUGCACCGGACGGUGGACAGCCACCUGACGCGCGGCGUCCGAGCGGCACAGUUCGCGGAACUGAUAGAGGUGUUCGCUCGGUUCCUGGCGAGCACUUUAGGCGACAGGUUCACGCCAUCCAUGGGGGAGGCUUGGACGACUGCAGCCACCACCAUCCUGGCCGUAGUCAAGGCACGAGUACAAGACCAGCUCACGACUCUACCUGCCUCCUCGUGAACUUCUUGCUGUUUGAUUCUGCGGCAACGACCAGUAACUUCCUGCCGCUGUCUAAAUACGAGAGGUCCGGGGGAACCUUUCUGAAAAUCGUAUCACCAUUGUCAUCGCCUGCAACUACCUCAGGACGCGUGAGUGGGCGGGUGGCUGGCUGACCCCUCUCCUCUCUCCUUCCCAUCAGAAGGCUCUUCCACGACAGGACAGCUGUCAAGCUGGCCGCUCAAGGAGUCAUGCUUUGGCGUGCUUUCGUGUUUUGUGACAUGUAGGUGGACAUCAGCCAGAAGUCUAUAGAAUCUCUUGUUGUACAACACAAAAUUCUGAAACUUUUUUCCUCUGCGGGCGAUGCUAUGAGCUUAAAUGUUGUCUUGCUUGUCUACCUUCAAACUUCACCCACCCAGAAUUGCUGUCUUUGGCAGCCAAGAAACAGUUCAGUGACGAAUUAAAAAUGACUGCAAUAAUUUGCAUACACGUAGCAUAAAAAGCUGUGGUAAGCUGAAGUUUGCCUACUUGGUUACUGUUAAGUCACUGUCCCUUAAAAAAAGUUUUUUGUGUAAUGUACAUAGCACCACUCUUCAGUGUUUGGUGUGUUUUAUUAUUUCCCAAUAUAUUAAACACGUACCUAUUACCAAGUUAAUCAUAAUUGUGUGUGUGUGUGUGUGUGUUCAUCUUUCGCGACAUUUCACACCUGUGUCUAUGGUAGAGCAACGAUCUUGAUAAAAUUAGACUCCUGUUGGAGCGCACCAGGAUGGAUAAUAUUCCAAGUAUAGUCUGGUUUUCAGACAUUUUUCUUUGUGUCAAGAAGAUUUCAUCGGCGAGGACAAUUUUUCAAAAUAGUUCUUAAACGUUUUUACUAAGUUUUUUAUAGUCCCUUUUCAGUCUUGCCUUUGUACAUCGGAGAACAAAACUGCGUGAAUAACACAGGAAAUACUUUUGUGGAUAAUUUAAAAUAUUCAUUUUUAGUGCCACUGUAACAUAUGGACACAAACAUAUAUGUAUAUAAAGCUUGUGCAGUGGCUUAGAAAUAUUUAUACCAUAUCUGCAAAAUUCUGCAACUUCUUAAUCCUUCCCUUGAUAUGCACACAAAAAUAACCUCUAAAUGUAACCCCAAUAAGUAACUGCCUAGGAUAGAGGGAAGGUGACUAUGAGAGCCCAGUAAAUAUGUAAGGUACGUCGUGAUUCACGUCACGUCAUAUUUUACUUCGCAUUAAAGUUAUCUGUGCGUA